Penicillium chermesinum is the source of this 5460-nucleotide messenger RNA. It is a transcript of the gene pkhB, whose product is annotated as putative sensor histidine kinase/response regulator. Gene Ontology annotation, biological process: phosphorelay signal transduction system; protein autophosphorylation. The transcript is spliced from 5 exons. The annotation marks the transcript as partial. Lineage: Eukaryota; Fungi; Ascomycota; Eurotiomycetes; Eurotiales; Aspergillaceae. Gene Ontology annotation, molecular function: phosphorelay sensor kinase activity; histidine phosphotransfer kinase activity. The record is from RefSeq and is a predicted model, not a curated record.
UGGGGGACGUGCAUAGCAGGAGGAGCCCUCCAUUUCCUUCGCCUACCGAUACAGUGUCACCUGCCGCCGUACCUCCACCUCACCUACAUUCUCCGCGAUCGCCAAGUCACCGAUUCACACCUGAUCUCGAACAUGUGGGGGGCAUAUCCUUGGAUACCAUCAAACACGGGUUGGACAUGCCUGGCACAUCACCCGCUCGUUUGCCUCGCUUCUCGCGCGGCGAUUCGGCGGAACAGCUUGGGAUUGACCCCGGUGCCGGAAGAUCCUCGACCCGCAAGCGAGCGCCAGGAAGAGCUCGGGCGGAGCUCUCAAACACUUAAGGAACUGCGUAGGCAAAUGGAGGAGCUGCUUGUAUAUCAACAAAUGCAGCAGCAGGCGCAGCAGCAGCAGCAGCAGGCGUCACAGCCCCCGGUAAUGCCAGUGAUACCCCCCCGGAAAAGGCGAUUGUCUAGCACUACAAAGGCCGAAAUUCCCGCAACAGUCAUACACCCUUCAUCCGGCUCCAUUGGAUCCUCUGGGACCAUCAAAGCUGCAGAUUCUCCGAGUCACCCCCCCGAACAAACUCCCUCCUACCCGUUUCCGCGAACACAAACCCAACCUAAGCCAAGUAUCGAGCAAAUUGGCCGACAGGGACAGUUUCGAUUGAAAUUGCCAUCUGAAAGAUCCAGAUCAUCGAUAUCGCAAGCAGCAGGAGACGAGCCCAGCGUGGACGCACCAGCCCCAGGAUCGCCGGCCACGUUCCAACCGGGAGACUCGAAAAUUACAACCGAAGAUGGAUUUGGCAUCCCAGCCCCGAAUCUUUAUGACUUGACGCUCAAGUUGAAUGCAGAUGCUGGAUUGGAUGGAUGGUGGUCAAACUUGAUUGAGAUAUUACAAACAGACUACGGGGCAGAACGUGUAUCUUUGGCAGUACCAGGUGAUGCGACUGACCUGGAAAAUGUCCCCUGGGGUCAAAAGGCUGUCUUCAAUCAAGAAGGAACCGCCCUAGCGGAUGUUUCACCCACGAGUGCAAACUUAAUGCCACCGCCAACGCCGGGUCCCAAGUUUUCUGACGAGAAGAAGGGAAGGCCUGAAGUUGGGUUGAGUUCAGGAACAAGUCCUGCCAAAAGACCUUCUCUCUCUUCACGACAUUCCUUCGCUGGCGUGAGCAGCGUGAAGCCACGGAUCAGCACGGAGGAGGCUCGUCAUACUUUUGCUUCUAAAGCAAGCCCCAAGCACGAAAAGAAGCAUGCUCGCAUUGAUGAAAACUCUUCACUUGGCAACGAACGUAAAUCUCAGUGCUACCCUGAUCAGAAUGAUUCAGAGUAUACCCAAAUGGGGUAUCUUCGUCAUGCUGUCUUCCCAAUAGCAAGGCCAUUGGAAGUGGAGACUGACCCCCUUAUCAAGCGAACAGGCGUGGUCAGACUUUUCGGACGAACCACGCCUGUCAUUCUUACUCGCGAGUAUGUGAAAGAAGCCGAGAAACAUCCUGGCUUCGGUGAGAGCCCUCUUGACGUUCCACAAGGCACCCCUGUUGCAGAUACGCCAUCUGCACCCGUUUUGCGGACAGAGGGUGAUUCUGGAAAGCCAAAAACCAAUGAGCCAAAAGCCAAUGUUCCUUUCAACGCCAGACGUCUACUUCCACGUGAUGAAUAUGAGCAGAUUCCUCAGUCUCCAUGGUCCCAUCAUACUGUAGAUGAAAGUGCAUUUGAAAAGAACCCGCCUCAUCAUGAUUAUUCCGACCCAAGACCCCUGGAAGCUAUAGGGGUUGACAGCUCUAAAACAGUGAUUCAUAUCCCAUUGCUGCAUGGUGGUCGCUUCAGCCAAAGCUCUUCCUCCCCACUGCGAUUUCCUGUCGCCGUCAUAUCGCUUCUUUCUAAUAUAGUGCCCUACCCGGCUGAGCUACGGCAGUCUCUCUCACACUUGAUGCCUCAUCUAACGACGUCAUUUUGCCUUGCUCAACAAUAUAGUCAACUUGAACGGCAAUUGAACUCUAAGGUCGAGACGCCACGUUAUGGGCAUUUACUCGGUCUGGGCGGCACAUUUUCUGAUGCCAGCAGUGAACUGGAAUUGGUUGCGGGGCUAAGUGGCCACGUGAGCUACUCUGUUGGCGACGACAAUCCCAUGUCUGCACGUGCAAGUGUCCAAAGCCCUAGUGACCGAUCAUCAAUGAAAAUAAGUCCUUCUGUAUCUGUGCUUGGGACCCCUGCGCUUGAUCCCGGCCAACCAGCGCUAGCAACAACUUCCCAGUCACCCGGUAUCUUUGGAAGCACCAGUGAAUUCCCAGAUGGAUAUUUCAAUUUGCGCCAGACCAGAGCUACGAAAGAUAGCAACGUGCAGCCUCGCCACCGUUCCCUAAAGUCCAAAGGAAAGUUAGCUUUGUCCAUGCCGGCAUCUCCUGGAAAGCUACCAGAGAAGCCUGUUACAGAGGACAGCACUGCUCAAGAACCAACCUCAACAGCCGCUUCGCCCGUACAAGAGAUGAAACCGCCUGUCAUAUCCCCUAGCCAACAUUCCUCGUCCCGCCAAAGUUCAACGACCUCCUUCUACGCUCAGCUACAACGAGACCUGCCGCGGCCCUUCUCCGACUCAAUAGCUCAGUUGAUGCUGAACUCGAUACCUCUUCACAUAUUCCUAGCCAAACCCAAAAGUGGUGAAGUGAUAUGGACGAAUGCUAAAUUUGACGCAUACAGACGGAGUAAGCCACAAGAGCAUAAGCUAAGGGAUCCAUGGCAGAAUAUCCAUAUCAGCGAACGCGAUCACGUUUCAAGUGAGUGGGCAAAUGCUCUGCGGACUGGAUCCCAGUUCACUGAAAGGGUUCGUGUUCGAAGAUUCAAUGACGAAUCUGCCUACCGUUGGUUUAUCUUUCGGGCAAACCCUCUGUUGUCAUCGACCGGGGAAGUUCUGUAUUGGAUUGGCUCUUUCCUUGACAUUCACGAGCAGCACACAACUGAAUUGAAGGCUACUCAAGAACGAGAGAAGUUUGCCACAGAUGCCAAGUAUCGAGCAUUUUCAAAUUCCAUCCCACAGGUGGUCUUCGAAGCGACCGAGAAACGUGGUUUGAUAUUUGUGAACGAGCAAUGGAAUCUUUAUACCGGACAAAAGCUCCAAGAUGCCCUCGAUCUGGGCUUUGCAAAGCAUGUUCACCCUGAUGACUUACAGAAAUGUGGUGGGCUUACUCUGCAAGUGAGUGGUCCCAAAGAAGACAAUUGGGCAGAUGCGGCGUCAACAUCAGAGGGUGGUUCUUCUCGUUCUUCAUCCGAAAUCCAUGGGGUCUCAUCUGCCCUUGAUGAGUUAGUGAGGCGUGGCGUAGCAUCGCUGCAGAGGGAUGAAAAUGGAAGAGUCUUCUAUUCGACUGAACUUCGCCUUCGUUCACGCGGUGGUGACUUCAGAUGGCAUCUGGUUCGUCUAGUACGGGUUGAAACCAGCAGCUUUGGUAGCGAAGAAGCUUCCUGGUACGGCACGUGUACCGAUAUCAACGAUCGCAAGAAUCUUGAAAGCCAACUCAACAAGGCAAUGACUCAACUGAACAACCAAAUGGAGUCGAAAACGAAGUUCUUCAGCAACAUGUCCCACGAGAUCAGAACUCCCUUGAAUGGCAUACUCGGCACCAUUCCGUUCAUUCUAGAUACACAGCUUGACAGUGAUCAAAGACGGAUGCUCGACACCAUUCAGAACAGUUCUACAAAUCUCAGAGAGCUUGUCGAUAACAUCCUAGAUGUUUCCCGCGUUGAGGCUGGUAAAAUGUCGCUAGUCAAUUCUUGGUUCCAUGUUCGGUCUAUGAUCGAAGAUGUUAUCGAUACCGUCGCGUCUCGUGCUAUUGAUAAAGGUCUCGAGAUCAAUUAUCUUAUGGACGCGGAUGUCCCUUCGAUGGUCAUUGGUGAUAGAUUCCGCGUUCGCCAGGUCCUGAUUAACCUUGUGGGAAAUGCAGUCAAAUUUACUACACAGGGCGAGAUCCACAUUUACUGCAACCUUUCUCGAAACUCCCCAGGAAAGGUUCAUAAGCCAACAGAGAUAUUCCUCAAUUUCGACGUUGUGGACACCGGAAAGGGAUUCAGUGCCCAGGAUGCAGAGCGACUCAUGCAAAGAUUCUCCCAGCUAGGAGAAAAUGGCUCUCAGCAAAACGCGGGUAGUGGAUUGGGAUUGUUUCUGUCAAAACAGCUUGUCGAGAUGCACGGUGGAAGUCUCACUCCAAGUGCUACUGAGGGCAAAGGAGCUCAGUUCUCUUUCAACGUGAGAGUGGAUGCUCCACCUCCCCCAUCAGCUUCUGAGCGCCCUCAUUUGCUCCGUCAAGCCUCGGGUGCUUCCAGGAGACCUUCAUCCUCCAGAACGACGUCUUACGAUCAAUACACUGUCGCGCCUCGCAGCAUUGAUUUGAGGUUACAGGAUACCGUGUCUCUGUCCUCCGGGCUUCUAUCAAACCUGUCUUCACCUCUUGCAACGCCGGAUCCUGGUAGCGCAAACGUGUCGCCCCGCUUAGAUCAGGAGAUUCCUGGUCCUGCCGGGGAAGAACAGAAGGAAAAGAAGGAAGAUAUGUCUUCUACCGCUCAGCCAUCUGUUCAGGUUACCCCGCCACCUCUUCAAUCUGAAAGGCCACUCUCGAUCUUCAUCCUAUGCCCGCUUGAGAAUACCCGCAAGUCCACUCAGCAGCAUAUCGAGCAAGUUGUACCACAUGAAAUUCCAUUCAAGAUCACAGCUCUGUCUGACGUUGAUGAAUGGAAAGACAUGAUACACACUAGCUCCAACGUCCAAUGUACCCACUUGGUUCUAAACCUUCCCGCAACAGAUGAUAUCUUGGAAGUCAUUCAGAACGUUUCCGAGACUCCUUCUGAUACCAGUCCAGUGGUGGUUAUCAUAUCAGAUCUGUAUCAGAAACGUCAAAUCAGCACUCGCGUUAAGGAGCUGGCAGCCACCGGCAAGAAGGUCUUCAUUGUGCCGAAGCCUGUCAAGCCCUCCGCUUUCUCGACUAUUUUCGAUCCGGAGAGCAAGCGUGAGCUUAGUAAAGACCGCAACCAAGACAUGGCCCGGGAAAUCAAUAACAACUUCAAGACCGUAUCAAAGAUGGUCAAGGAGGUCAUGCUUAAAUAUCUGGAUAAGAUUAAACUCAUGUCUGAGACUGCAUCCAACGGACAAGAGUGUGUCGAUAUGGUUCUUUCGAAGGAGCCGGGUUACUACUCUCUCAUCAUUUGUGAUAUCCAGAUGCCCAUCAAGAAUGGCUAUGAUACUUGUCGUGAGAUUCGUGCUUGGGAACAGAAAAAUCACUACCCGCAGAUUCCCAUCAUGGCUUUGUCGGCCAAUGCGAUGACAGACCAAAUCGAAAAUGCUGCCGAUGCCGGAUUCAACGAUUAUGUCACCAAGCCCAUUAAACACAACGAGCUAGGCAAGAUGAUGAUGGGUCUCUUGGAUACUAGUCGCCCACUUCUUCUCCUCCGGGAUCGUCUUCAUCCUCAAUUCCCGGAACCUCCAACACAUCGUCGUUAA